This is a messenger RNA of Sinocyclocheilus anshuiensis, 2247 nucleotides long. RefSeq names its product acyl-coenzyme A thioesterase 11-like. The transcript has 16 exons. Gene Ontology annotation, cellular component: cytoplasm; cytosol. The coding region runs from base 166 to 1899 and encodes 577 amino acids. Gene Ontology annotation, biological process: acyl-CoA metabolic process. NCBI's taxonomy places the organism in Eukaryota, Metazoa, Chordata, Actinopteri, Cypriniformes, Cyprinidae. Gene Ontology annotation, molecular function: long-chain fatty acyl-CoA hydrolase activity; lipid binding. The record is from RefSeq and is a predicted model, not a curated record.
GCUUAUGUGAACAGCCGAGCGCAGUGUGGACACUUUGUAUGAUUGAGAAUAUGAAUGUCUGUUUAUUUAUUUUCAUACAUCUUGCAAAGUUUCAGACGUCACGCAGACAUUGUUUCUUUCUUCGUGCAAACGAGAGUGGUUUGACAUCUAUCCAUAGCACUAGUCAUGGCAAAUGAGCCCAGGGAUCCCAUGCAGCUGGAAAAGCCCAUGUUUAUUCUGGGAAAUGGAGAGGUGUACAGGAACCAAACUGAAGUAAAGAUGAGCCAGAUAGUCCUCCCCUGCCAUGCAAACUACUGUGGAGAACUCAGUGCUGGGCAGCUGCUCAAGUGGAUGGACUCCACUGCCUGCCUGUCUGCUGAGAGACAUGCUGGCUGCUCCUGCAUCACAGCCUCAGUGGAUGACAUUCACUUUGAAACCACCAUAGGGGUUGGACAGGUUGUAAACAUUACAGCCAAAGUCAACAGAGCCUUCACAUCCAGCAUGGAGGUCGGGAUUUUGGUGAGCUGUGAAGAUCUCUUCAGCGACAGACAGUGGAAGGUCUGUCACGCUUUCGCCACCUUUGUGGCCCGACGUACCGAAGCAGGAAAGGUACAGCUGAAGCAGGUGAUUCCACGCACGCAGGCAGAGCAGAUGGAGUACAGCCUCGCAGCCGAGCGCAGGAGGAUGAGACUGAUCCAUGCAGAGAUAAUUAACGAUCUUCUCAGCAGCUGCUCCUCUCAGACAGUGAGUGAGUGUCUAGAUUACCAGGAAGCGGUGCCUGCGGAGCGGACUCGGGUAGAAAGCGUCGAGCUGGUGCUCCCGCCCCAUGCCAAUCACCAGGUCAGCACGUUUGGUGGACAAAUCAUGGCCUGGAUGGAGAAUGUAGCCACCAUCUCUGCCAGUCGUUUGUGUAAUGCUCACCCAACUCUGCAGAGCAUAGACAUGUUCCACUUUCGUGGGCCGUCCCACAUUGGAGACAGACUGGUGUUGAAGGCAAUUGUAAACAAUGCUUUCAAGAAAAGUAUGGAGGUGGGAGUGUGUGCGGAGGCCUAUCAGGGUGGAGAGCCCCUGCGACACAUCAACACCGCCUUCAUGACCUUUGAGGUCUUGGACAAUGACAGGAAGCCAUGCACGUUGCCAAGGAUACGGCCUGAGCCUGUGGAUGGUAAAAGACGCUUUCAGGAAGCCAUAGCCAGAAAGAAAAUCCGCCUUGACAGGAAGUACAUAAUAUCUUGCAAACAAAGCGAGGUUCCUCUCUCGGUUCCCUGGGACCCAAGUAACCAGAUGUACCUCAGUUACAAUAAUGUUUCGGCACUGAAGAUGUUGGCUGCCCGGACUAACUGGGUCUUAACCUCAGAGAAGAACAAGGUGAGUUUAUACACACUGGAGGAGAACCAGAUGUUGUGCUUUAAGGUGGAGACUCAUGUGGCUGUGGCGGCCGAGCAGGUGUUUCUGUUACUGUCUGAUCUAAGGCGAAGGAAGGCAUGGGACCACCACUACCAAGAGUGUGAAGUGAUAACGGACUCACAUGAAGACGACACCAUCUACCAAGUUGUCACCCCCUCUGUGACUAAAGGAGGCAAAGUCCAGGACUUCAUCCUCCUGGCCUCCAGGAGGCGCCCUUGUGAUUUUGGAGACCCUUAUAUGAUUGCCUUGCGUUCUGUGACCCUGCCUGCGUACCCUCCCACUGAAGACUACAACAGAGGAGAGGUGCUGUGUGCUGGGUUCAGUAUCUGGGAGGAGGAAAACUCUUUCACUAAGCUUUCUUACUACAACCAGGCCACUCCUGGCGUGCUGCCCUAUAUCUCCACUGACAUCGCUGGGCUUUCCUCCAGUUUCUACUGCACCUUUGCCUCAUGUAGCGCUUUUCUGGAGGAGAAUAAAAACAGCCUGGCUUCCCUGCCCACCUCCACCCUGUGAGAAAGCUGAAUUCGACAAUCUAUGCUCUUCAGAAAUGGAUUUUGCUUCUAAAAAAAUGGUUAUGGUCCAGAUAUAAGGUUGACACAGACAUUCACAUUUGAGUUAAUAUAAAAGAUCAUGAGCUUUAGGUACGUAAAACUCUUAUUUUCCAUACACUCUCAGAAAAUAAAGGCACAGAACUGUCACUGGAAUGGGACCCUAUGAUACAAAAGCUAAAAGGUACAUCUCUGUACCAUAUUUACCUCUAAAUGGUACAUAUUAGUACCUUAGGGUACCGUCCCUGUGGCAGUUUUGUACCUUUUUGAAUUUAGAAAAAGGCAUUAGCAUUGUUAUCAGGGGAGUCUUUUU